AUGCCUUGGGAAUCUGCCUUCUCCUGCAUUAUCCUCGCUACUCUUACAGCGCAGUCAAGAGCACAGGGACUGAUAACCGAUGUGGAAGGAGAAGGAUAUGGCCCAAAACCAAGCUCCAGCUCAAUGUCAGCGGGGAUGAUCGUGCUAUGCGUGGUAGCAGGAAUUGUGGUUUUGAUCGGAAGUCCGUUUUCCAAAACUCCCAUCGCUCCGAUCCCAGCUUUAUGUUACUUGGGCAUGUUUACUGACCCUAGCCACUCUGCAGUCUCCACAACAAUUUUGUUCAUCAUUGCGAAAAGACGCCAAUGGGCAAUGCGCGAGGUCAUUACACGGUCUGCUCGACGAGCCACCCAGGCCAUCAAGACUCCCUUGUCAGCCAGGUUUCCGAGAUCUCAGGUCGCGCGAGGCAUGGACUCGGAGUUUCCUACCAAUCGCGCCGAAGAAAGAAGUCAAAAGCUGAAGGUCAAUCCAAAGCACAACGAUAUAGAGAAGAACUCUCUUAUUACGGAAACAGAAAAAGCUAGAAAAGGAGGAAACGGUCGGACGUGGAGGUCACUAUUCCCCUCUGGUCAUUCAUAG
This is a messenger RNA of Aspergillus pseudotamarii, 576 nucleotides long. RefSeq lists its product as uncharacterized. NCBI's taxonomy places the organism in Eukaryota, Fungi, Ascomycota, Eurotiomycetes, Eurotiales, Aspergillaceae. The coding region runs from base 1 to 576 and encodes 191 amino acids. The record is from RefSeq and is a predicted model, not a curated record. The transcript has a single exon.